UAUGGCCGUUCUCCCAAUUUCAUGUUGUAGGUCAAGAACUAAAGUGUCAGAAGUUGUCUUAUUUAUUUAAAGUUCGACGUGUUUCGUUGUGCAUCAAUUUGUAAUCGACGGUCAUUGGGAAACAUCAUUAAAGUUUAACAGAAAUAUCCGGAGACACCCAAAUCCUUUUUCGCAGGUGAUAGUGUUUGUCUAAAACUUGCUAAGCAAAUUAGCACUUGUUGUGCUUGUGACAAUUACCUUUCUUUGAUUAACGAAAUUAGUGCUAGCAGGGCUUUUGUGUGUUGCUGGAGUAUGCCCAAUUUUAGUCCAGAAGGUCAAUAUAUGAAAACAAAUGGGGCGAUCAAUCCCGAACGGGUAGUCAUCUUAGAUGCCGGCGCACAAUAUGGAAAAGUUAUAGAUCGGCGGAUUAGAGAGCUGUCCGUAGAGUCCGACAUAUUACCGUUAGACACACCCGCGUUUAAUAUUAAGGAAGGCGGUUAUAGAGCAAUAAUUAUAUCCGGGGGACCGAACUCUGUGUAUGCGGCCGAUGCGCCUCGAUAUGACGCCGAUAUAUUUAGAAUAGGCUUGCCAGUUUUAGGAAUAUGUUAUGGUAUGCAAAUACUGAAUAAGGAAUUCGGUGGCACAGUUUUAAGAAAAGAUGGAAGAGAAGACGGUCAAUUCCCUAUUGAAGUGGAUCCAAAAUGUUUACUUUUUAAAGGAUUGGAUAAACUUCAAACAGUUCUUUUAACACACGGUGAUUCAAUUGACAAAAUAGCCGAUAGUUUUAGAUCAAUCGCGCAAAGCAGUUCGUUCUGCGCGGGAAUAUACAAUGAGAAGCUUCACCUGUACGGGGUACAGUUCCAUCCCGAAGUCGAUCUCACUUUAAAUGGCAAAACGAUGCUAAAAAAUUUUUUAUUCGACAUAGUCGGACUGACGGGCAAUUACACGAUGCAGGGACGCGAGUUGGAGUGCAUUAGAUACAUUAAGGAGAGUGUAGGAUCGAAUAAAGUACUUCUGCUGGUUAGCGGCGGCGUCGAUAGUACGGUGUGCGCUGCGCUUUUGCACAAAUCCUUGAGGCCGGAGCAAAUUAUAGCGAUACACAUCGACAACGGGUUCUUGAGAAAAAACGAGAGCUUUAAGGUAGUCAAUUCUUUGCAACAAGUUGGAUUAAACCUACGGGUAAUUAAUGCAGCCUCGGCAUUUAUGGAGGGUACAACCGUUGUUCCUUUAGACAAAAGUGAGAGCAACUUGAGAACGCGAAUCACCAAAAUGCUAUGUCAAACGACAGAUCCCGAAGAGAAACGAAAGAUCAUCGGUGACGUAUUCGUUAAGAUCACGGACGAAAUUAUUUCCGAACUAAACUUAAAACCCGAAGACGUCCUGCUGGCACAAGGAACACUUAGACCCGAUCUGAUUGAGUCCGCGUCUCAUUUGGUGUCGUCUAAGGCUGAAACAAUUAAGACCCACCAUAAUGACUCGGAUUUAAUAAGGAAGCUACGGGCCGAUGGGCGUAUUGUCGAGCCGUUGAAAGAUUUUCAUAAGGACGAGGUUAGAAUAUUGGGGAAGGAUUUGGGAUUACCUCCCGACUUGGUUAUGAGGCAUCCAUUUCCCGGACCCGGUUUGGGCAUCCGAGUUUUGUGCGCCGAAGAACCGUACAUGGAACGCGACUUCUCCGAAACUCAAGUGCUUGUUAAAAUCAUCGUGGAAUUUGACCAAAUGUUGCAGAAGAAGCACGCGCUCUUAAAUCGAGUGGAGGGUGUAACUAGCGACGACGAAAGAAUGACUUUACGUAGAAUAUCAAGUAAACAGAAAUUAUCGGCGACUCUAUUGCCUAUACGUAGUGUAGGGGUGCAAGGAGACUGUCGUACGUAUAGUUAUGUAGUGGGUAUCUCUAGUGAACACGAUCCGGACUGGAACGAUUUAAUGUUCCUCUCUCGCCUUAUUCCAAGAAUAUGUCAUAAUAUUAAUAGAGUGUGUUAUAUUUUUGGUGGACUUGUUAAGGAAAUUAUACCCGAUCUUACACCUACGCAUUUAACAUGUCAAGUGUUGAGCACCUUGAGGCAAGCGGAUGACUUGGCAAUGGGGGUAAUGCAGAGUAAAGGUUAUAGUGGAUCAAUUAGUCAAAUGCCUGUAAUUCUUCUACCGAUUCAUUUUGAUAGGGACCAGACCCUUAGAAUACCAUCUUGCCAACGUUCUAUAGUACUGCGACCGUUUUGCACGCAAGAUUUUAUGACCGGCGUACCCGCCACGCCUGGUGUACAGUUUCCCAUAGACGUUUUGCAGCGGAUUGUCACGGAAGUUUCACAAGUGUCGGGUAUUUCUAGAGUACUGUACGAUUUAACUUCAAAACCUCCAGGCACAACAGAGUGGGAAUGAUAAAAUGUUAUUCAGCACGCUUCUCCUUUUCGGAUUGUGUGAAAUUGUUAUUAAAUAGAAUGGACCGAUUUUAAAGUAAUAUUGUUUAUUGCAAUUUGUUAAUAUAUCAUUGUUGAUAUUUACUGCAGGAACCGAAAAAUUUUACGUAUUCAUAGUAUGAGUUAACUUAUUGAAUUACAGCAAAAAAAAAGAUGUAGAAAAUUUUUCAACAUUGUAAUAUUUAUGUUAAAUAUUAAUUUUCAGAUGAA
Molecule: messenger RNA, 2603 nt
Organism: Photinus pyralis (common eastern firefly)
Lineage: Eukaryota; Metazoa; Arthropoda; Insecta; Coleoptera; Lampyridae
Gene: bur
Product: GMP synthase [glutamine-hydrolyzing]
Exons: 7
Coding region: 292-2355 (687 amino acids)
Biological process (GO): GMP biosynthetic process
Cellular component (GO): cytosol
Molecular function (GO): GMP synthase (glutamine-hydrolyzing) activity; GMP synthase activity; ATP binding
Source: RefSeq, a predicted model, not a curated record